AUGCAGAAAUUGCGCGAUUCCUUACUAAGCUGCUCGCCGAAAGGCUUGGACGACAUAAAGGCGACGGAUGAGAUCCUUCAUGACCAAGAAGACGUCCGCAGAUGUAUCGCUCGAGGUGAAUUGGAGGAGGUUCGUGGAGCCGCCUUUUUCAAUCGAACAUGGAUUGUCACUGAGCGGUACUGCGAUAAUGGAGACGGGGUGGAUUCUCUUGUGGGAUACGUUCAUAACAUCUGGUAUUCAUACUACCAACUUAGCCGACACACAUCGCAUGACACAGCCGAACAUAACAGCCUGGUCCUGGAUCUCAUUCGUAUCCAGGGGCAAGGUCCAUUGACGAGACCUGUCAGGGGAGAUUAUGGAAUCGAUAUUGCACGCACAGUUGAAGGCACUUUGUGGAAUGACUUGCCGUUCUUGGUGACUGAUAUGACCGAGUUCUGGCUCAACGACUCCGCAUCGAUGGCGGGUAGCCAGCGUCUGAACUACGCAUCUUUCCUGGCGAAGCUGGCGUCAACACGCGUCAGCAAAGAUCGAUUGUGUCAGAUCGCCCUGAUCUUGUUUCGUGAUCUCUUCGAAACCCGCCAACAAGUCUACCCCUUUGGUGAACCGGACAACGAGAGCCCCCAAAGGAGCCACAAAGACCUACAAGUCCAACAUCUCAUGCCUUCUGUUCAUGAGUGGACCAAAGAGGCUGGAAAAAACAUUCUUCUGCUCUCAGAGGUGUCUUGGAAUGACUGCCCCAGUACCAUUGCGCAUGGUGGCCCGUUGUUUAUUGAGUCUGAGUUUGGCAGACAGCAUUCGGCUGGGUUCACCCCAUGGAGAUGGAUGUUUUGGCUCAAGCGACUUCAUGAGUUUCGGGAAGAAGCGAAAAGGGUCCAAGAGAAGGGUGUUGAGGAGCUGUGCAAUGACACCAUUCGCCGUAUGCUUUCCGAGACUAAGACUCGAAACUCGGAGAUCUUACGUGCAUAUGUGUCUGGCGGGGAGUGGCUACAGCGAGAGAAAUAUCUGAGAUGCCUUCAAAAAAUUGCGGAUGGAGAGGACUCCGAUGAGGGCGAGGUUUUUGAGGACGAUGAGGACAAGAGCAAAAGCAGCUGA
Messenger RNA from Penicillium olsonii, 1092 nucleotides. NCBI's taxonomy places the organism in Eukaryota, Fungi, Ascomycota, Eurotiomycetes, Eurotiales, Aspergillaceae. The record is from the annotation of a GenBank genome assembly.